Molecule: messenger RNA, 1050 nt
Organism: Venustampulla echinocandica
Lineage: Eukaryota; Fungi; Ascomycota; Leotiomycetes; Helotiales; Pleuroascaceae
Product: Ditrans,polycis-polyprenyl diphosphate synthase ((2E,6E)-farnesyl diphosphate specific)
Exons: 3
Coding region: 1-1050 (349 amino acids)
Cellular component (GO): membrane; endoplasmic reticulum; lipid droplet
Molecular function (GO): ditrans,polycis-polyprenyl diphosphate synthase [(2E,6E)-farnesyl diphosphate specific] activity
Source: RefSeq, a predicted model, not a curated record
AUGUCUUCCAUGCACCUGUCCCAGCUGCGCAAAUGGAUGCUCGCAUCACCUCCUGUUGAAUGGGGAAUACAUCGAUUGCGGGAACUCCUUAUUGGGGCCUUGAGACAAGGCCCCAUACCACAACAUGUAGCAUUUGUGAUGGAUGGGAAUAGGAGGUUCGCCCGCAGUCACAAGAUAGAAACCGUUGAAGGCCAUAAUCUAGGAUUUGAGGCAUUGGCUAGGAUUCUAGAAGUAUGCUACAAAUCGGGAGUCAAGGUAGUUACUGUCUAUGCCUUCAGCAUCGAGAACUUCAAGCGCUCUAAGUAUGAGGUGGAUGCGUUGAUGGAGAUGGCAAAAAUCAAGCUGUCGCAAUUGUCACAACACGGAGAGUUACUCGACAGAUAUGGCGCUAGUGUUCGGGUGCUAGGCCAGCGGGAUCUGGUCAAACCUGAUGUCUUGAAGGCUAUCGACAAAGCGGUGGAGCUGACGAGAAACAAUGGAGACUGCAUCCUCAACAUUUGCUUCCCAUACACGUCCAGAGAUGAGAUAACCAUGGCAAUCGCAGGCACCGUGGAAGAUUAUUCAAAGCCGAUAUCCACACAAGCGCGACCCUUCUCUCAAACAAGAAUAACACAAAAGAUACAGUCAAGGAAUCUCAGUACGUCGCCACUACGCUCCAACUCCCCAACGCCGUCCAGCACUUCAGACGUAGACGAUUCGGUAUCAUCGACUACCACCUUGCAUGCAGAGUCGCCAAUGGGUGGCCAGGAAGGGGCCAUUUACCCCGACCCCGAGACGAUCACCGCAGAUACCAUCGAGCAGCAUCUCUUAACUGCUGGCGACCCACCUUUAGACCUUCUAAUACGAACGAGUGGGGUUAAGCGGCUGAGCGAUUUUCUGCUCUGGCAAUGCCACGAGAACACCGAGGUUGUGUUUUUGGACUGUCUCUGGCCCGAAUUUGACCUUUGGCAGUUCCUGCCUGUACUUGUUGAGUGGCAGUGGAGACAGAAACAUAUUGAAGAGAAAGGGCUCGGCAGCGGGUUGAAGAAGCCGAAGACUAAGAUUAGGUAG